UGCUAAACCCCAUUGAGGCGCAUUGAAACCUCAGGACGCUUUUGUCUUAUUGGAGACAUUUUUUACAGUACAGCCAUAUAUUAAUAAUUUUAAGACAAAUCGGGAAACAUGUGCGCUUGUUAAAGCGCAUUUAUCAAAAAAAAUCACGCACAGUACGGUAGGUGUUCACGACAGUGAUGAGCGCGUUUGAGGCAGCAAUAUGAAAUCGCAUGAGUUUUAAUAGCAAAAAACAUUAAAUACACAAAAACGGGAGGGGAGACGAGAUAGAGAACAGAUACUACAAAAGGACAGAUUUAGUCCUUUGGCCCAUUCACAGCUGAAGCUACUAUUAUAUUCCCGUCAUCCUACAUGAGAGGAACACACUCCCAAGAAACUCCAGGUGUAACAAGUGAAAUACAUGUACAAUGUAUACUAUGGUAAAGACAGAGUUUGUUGAAGAGGAGAAUGAAGACAUGAGUGAUCCAGAACCAUCCAGAAUGAAACAUGAAGAUACUGAGGAACAAACAGACAUAAAAGAAGAAAGUGAAGGACUGGAUGAGGUGGAGGAGAAACAUCAGAAUCAAGAUACUUUCAUAACUGAAGAAACGUGUUCAGAGACUGAGAAGAAAACUCAAAGAACCGAAGCCAAAAACUCCUUCAUGUGCCCUCAGUGCGGACGGAGUUUCACGCGGAGAGACAGCCUUAAGGAGCAUUUACGAAUUCACACGGGAGAGAAACCUUUCAGCUGCCAUCGCUGCGGGAAGAGUUUCACGCGUAAAGAGAGCCUAAAAUAUCACCUGCGGAUUCACACCGGAGAGAAACCGUACGCCUGCCAUCAGUGCGGAAAGAGCUUCACCUUCAAAAACAACCUCAAGGUUCACAUAAGAAUCCACUCCAGGGAGAAGCUGUUCAUCUGCCCUCAGUGCGGAAAGGGUUUAACGUGUAAAAAAGGCCUCAAGGAUCACAUAAGAGUUCACACCGGAGAGAAGCCUUUCAAAUGCCAUCACUGCGGAAAGAGCUUUAAAUGGGCGCACAGUCUCAAUAAUCAUCUGCACUCUCAUUCUGGGGUGAAGCCUUUUAAUUGCGUUCACUGCGGAGAAGGUUUUACGUCAUCAUCCAUCCUGAAAAACCACCUGAAGGUGCACACAAAUGAGAGGCCGUAUGUGUGCUCUUUGUGCGGAAAGAGUUUUAUAUGGCUGGGCAAUUUUAAAGAGCAUCAGAAGAGACACAGCGGUGAGAGAGAUCACGUGUGCUUCGAGUGCGGCAAGACCUUCACCACAGCCAAACGACUGAAGGAGCACCAGAGGAUUCACACCGGAGAAAAACCCUACAAGUGCUCGCAUUGUGACAAGAGCUUCACUCAGUCUGGAUCGCUGAAGGUUCACGAGCGAGUUCACACUGGAGAGAAGCCGUACCACUGCCCUUCGUGCGGGAGGAGUUUCUCACAGUUAACCAAUCUUGUUACUCAUAUUAAAAAACAUUGUAAGAAAUCAUCGCAGUGAGAACACUCUUAAAGUGCCUCUAUUAUGGGUUAUGAAAGGUUCAUGUUUUGGUUUUGGGAGUCCCCAACAACAGGUUGAAAUGCAUGCAAGGUCAAAAAACACUUUCAUUGUCUUAUAAUAUGCGUUUGAAGAGUUCAUUUGCAAGAACAGAUAACUCAGUUUUAUAACAUUUUCAAAAUUCAAGUUUUUUCAUUGUGCAUUCCAAUUAAUCUCAAUCAAACUGCAGUUGUUGUUUUUUUUGUUUUUUUAUUAGGUUAAAAAAUAAUUUAAAAAUACAGCUAACUAACACAAUAAAACACGAUAACAUGAUAAAAAACACGAUUUUUGACAGUUUAAAAAAACGGAGUUAUCUGAGUUAAUUUAGUUUUACCUUACUUGCUCAGCGACUCCCAAACGAUUCGCUCAACGAUUCAUUUUUCCAAAGCCCUCCUUUGCUUGACGCUAAUCUGCGGUGAUUGGUCCGAUUUGUCUCAUUUCCAUUUCAUCAUGUCUGUAAUGCCUGAUAAAGCAGGUUUGUGAGUGCAGUGCUACUUUGUGUACAGCGUUGCCGGGGAAACUGCUAUUGUUACUGCUUCAAAAGCUCCACCUAGUGGCAAAGAAUGAAUUUGCAUUUUCAUUCAGACCAAAGCUAAAAGACCAGCAAGGGGGCGGACAAUAUGCUAAUAUUUCAUGUUGACAUCAACAUGAAAUGGCUUGGGAUUCGUUUUAAAAACGACUCGUUUCAGUGAUUCAGCGUCGACUCUUUUUUUUGAGAGACAAUAACUUUAUACUCGGUGCACUUUCAGAUUUAAAACUUUGCAGGAUGUUUUCAUUCACUUAGAGCUGCGUUACACACUGCAUGAAAGCUCAUUUUCAAAAAUCCAUAAUAGGGGCACUUUAAAAAUAAAGGUGCUACAUGAUGCUUUAGAAGAACCUUUUUGUCUAAAUGGUUCCAUAAGGAACCUUUAACAUCUAUAGAACCUUUCUGUUUCACAAAAGUUUCUUUGUGGUGGAAGAAGGUUCUUCAGAUUAUAAAAAGGUAUUUUUAUAAGAACCUUUGAUCUUUGAAUGGUUCUUCAAUGGAAUCGCUGUGAAGAACCUUUAUUUUUAAGAGAGAAGGUUGUUUUCAUGUGAAACACUUUUGAGUGGAUUACACUAAUGGUCAAAUGUUUCUUAUGCUCACCAUGACUGCAUUUAUUUGAUCAAAAAUACAGUAAAAUUGUGAAAUAUUAUUAGAAUUCAAAAUAACUGUUUCCUAUGUGAAAAUAUUUUAAAAUGUAAUUUAUUUCUGUGAUCAAAGCUGAAUUUACAGCAUCAUUACUCCAGUCUUCAGAGUCACAUGAUCCUUCAGAAAUCAUUCUGAAGAUUUGCUGCAUUUAUUUUUGAUCAAAUCAAUGUAGCCUUGGUGAGCAUAAGAUAAAUCUUUAUUCAUUAAUGUCAUUAAUUUAAGGGUUAAAUUUUUAAAUAAAGCUUUAAGAGCUUAUGUCUUGUGUAUAAUGUGCUGACUGUACAUGAGAAAUAAAAAAGUAAAAUCUUGCAAAAUAUUGUAUCAAGUGACCUGCUUUAUGAAUUCAUCAAAACAUAAAAUAAAUCAAUAUGAUAAUCUGAAGAUUAUGUAUCAAUUGG
This is a messenger RNA of Onychostoma macrolepis, 3086 nucleotides long. Its product is annotated as gastrula zinc finger protein XlCGF8.2DB. The transcript has 3 exons. The record is from RefSeq and is a predicted model, not a curated record. Lineage: Eukaryota; Metazoa; Chordata; Actinopteri; Cypriniformes; Cyprinidae. The coding region runs from base 405 to 1481 and encodes 358 amino acids. Gene Ontology annotation, molecular function: RNA polymerase II cis-regulatory region sequence-specific DNA binding; DNA-binding transcription factor activity. Gene Ontology annotation, biological process: regulation of transcription by RNA polymerase II.